Messenger RNA from Ruditapes philippinarum (Manila clam), 1805 nucleotides. RefSeq lists its product as uncharacterized. The transcript has 6 exons. The record is from RefSeq and is a predicted model, not a curated record. The coding region runs from base 41 to 601 and encodes 186 amino acids. Lineage: Eukaryota; Metazoa; Mollusca; Bivalvia; Venerida; Veneridae.
CAUUGAAGUGAUUUGAUCAUAUCAGAUUGUGGAAGUUAAAAUGGUACACGGAAUUCGUGUUUACACUAUCUUAAUUAUUUUUAUUUUGUCUUUAAGUUACUUGGAAGCAAAAAGGCAAAGAAAGCCAAAAACAGUUGGAAAACGUUUAGACAAGCAAGGAAAAUUGAAAUGCAACUCGAAGCAAGUCUGUGUGGACAAGAACGAACUUUGUGUACCCUAUGACAUGUCACCAAAGUGUAAAUGCAAGAAACUCAAAGUGAAAGGAUGCGAGGACAUGCUCGGCAGAUCCGUGUGCAAAUACGGUGAAGUUUGUCUCGACAAAAAGACUGGGAAUUCUUGUAAUAAUAGACAAUCCAAAGGGUGCAAAUGUACCGUGCCAAAGGAGACCGCGCCUGAAAAUACACCAGCUAAAGGUAUAGGUUGUUAUGUUGCCGUUAAUUUGAUCAAGAUAUUCAUACCGUUAGACCACAAAUUCCACACUAUAAACCAGAUGCCGUGUAAAGAGUGUAUGUGCAUGCCGAGAUACCCAUACUAUGUUGAUUUUUGCCGCGUCAAACCAAAUUGUAACGGUGCAAUUCACCUGUUUGUCAAAGUUCCUUAGAGCGAAAAUCCUGGAGCAAUCAUCAGACAAGAGAGGAAUUUAUGUUUUCUUAAAAAUGACGAUUUCUAUGUCUCAAUGUUUAUCAUUUACAUACAUAUCAUUUCGCUAACAUAAUAUCAAAAAAUGUAACUUGUCUUAAGUUUUGAAAUUUCAUAAGCUUAUUUCAAAAACUGUGCCCUUUUCUUAAAUUUCUGAUUUUAUACAGCACAUAGUUUUUUCGGAAAGUUCUGUUUCCCUUGUAUUACAAGGCACCCGGAAACAAAACAUGUUAAAAUUAAUUUUGUGUGGCUCAUUACAAAUACAAUUUCAACGUUCACAAUUUUUAUAUAAUAAAGAAUUGUCUUGAUUGUUUUCGAGUGAAUGUUUUUCCUUAGAUCACCUUUGAAUUAUACAACUGCUGUUUUCAGAUGUGUUUAAAAUCUUAUGUGUUUUAUGUGUAUUAUCUUUUCCAUUUAUUCAAAAAAACAUUACAAAAAAACAUUAAUGUUGAUUUUUAAGUUAUUUGCCAAAUCAAUCUGUAAUUUUACAUGACUGUUGAAGUAGAUGAAGCUCUAUCCACCCAGCUAGGUUAUUGGAUAUAUGUAUCUGGAUAUAUCAUCAUAUAACAUAUCUAUCUAAACUACACCGUCAUAAAUUCAUGGACAAGUAUCCAACGGUCAUAGCAACGUUAAAACAUAAUAUGUCGUAAAUAAAACAAAAUUUGAGAGAUAGUUUACUCAAUUAAGGGAAAACUUGUGGUGUACACGUUUUAUGGUAUUUUGCUAAAAGUCGCAUACUCAUUAUCUUUAAAAUAAGCUAAGCUAGCGGAACAUCUGACUGUAAAAUUCAUGAAGUUAUAUGUCAGGGGCUUUACAUUCUUUCAUGUGAUAAAGCUAUCCAACAACCUAACGAAUUGACUGGGGUCCUAAACAUGUGCCUAAAAUAGAGUUAAAAGUUUAUAAAUUCAAAUUUAUUUAAAACUUGUAAAUAUUAACAGAUUACUGGUCAGCUGUGCAACAUCUCCUAGUCCUUAUCAUUUAUUUUUCGCACAUAUUGAACAACAGUAUCUAACAUUAUCAAUGAGGACAAGAUGCCUUGCUAUAACUACCUCAACAGGUAACAAAAUCAAACACGAAGUAAUUGAAUCUUGCAGUUUUUGUUGAAAAGUGACCAUAUUAACUCCUUCUCUCUUGUUAUGUUUAUUCCGUGAAUAAAUUGCAAUAAA